Acanthocheilonema viteae is the source of this 126-nucleotide messenger RNA. The record is from the annotation of a GenBank genome assembly. Lineage: Eukaryota; Metazoa; Nematoda; Chromadorea; Rhabditida; Onchocercidae.
AGUCCAGUAGCUGAAACGAUCUUCUUUGCUGUAGGCGCUUUAACGUUAUCGGUGUUAUUUGCUGUGCAUUGCGGUCUGGUAACAUUUGGUGUGGUGGAAGAAGAACCGCAAUUCGAAAUGCUUUAG